UUUUUAAUUCAACGUUCGUAAAAUCAUCUGUCAGUGACACUUGUCGACGUUAAUUAAUUAAAUUAUAAUAAUUGGAAUACGCAGUGUUAACUAUAGUAGAAGAUUGUAAUAAUUGAACAAUAGCAAUAUAAAAUUUAUUUUCCAUUAUUAUUCGUCAACGUUGACUACUAAAUAUGGUUUAUAUAUCGAGUGAUGGAAAAAUUCUGAAUUCAGUACCAUGGGGCUUUAAAAGAAUCGCUGAUUUCUUUUCAGCUAUAAUAUUUAUGGUGAUAAUGUUUUUCAAGACAUUAUUUGGUAUGGAUACAGAUCAAAAUAACGCUAGGAACGCAAGAGAUUUUAGACCUGGCUUUGGUCCACCUAAACCUCCAAGUCGAAGACUAGGUAGGCCAAGUAACCUCAACCAUAAUGUAGACAUUCCCUUUGGUUGCAGUAGUUGUCAGAUGUAAAUUCAUUAUUGAUGAAACGCGAUUAUGGAUAAUUUAAAUAUAUCAAAGAAUCUUUAUCACAGAGAAAAUUAUAUUCUUUAUUUAAGUAUUAAAAUUGAAAA
Messenger RNA from Polistes dominula (European paper wasp), 547 nucleotides. RefSeq names its product selenoprotein K. The record is from RefSeq and is a predicted model, not a curated record. Lineage: Eukaryota; Metazoa; Arthropoda; Insecta; Hymenoptera; Vespidae. Gene Ontology annotation, biological process: endoplasmic reticulum calcium ion homeostasis; calcium ion transport. Gene Ontology annotation, cellular component: endoplasmic reticulum membrane; Golgi apparatus.